AUGGCACAGCAGCCGGCCGCCACGGCGCCCGCCGCCGGCUCCACGUCGCCACGCAGGCCGCCGCCGCCGGCCGCCGACGAGGCCGACUGCUGCCUCAUCUGCCUGCAGGCGCUGCCGCCGAUUCCAGGCACGCAUGCGCCGACGCUGCACCGCCGCAGCAGCCCGACGGCGCCGGCGUCGCUCGACCGUGUCGUGCUGCCGGCCUGCUCGCACGCCCUCUUCUGCCUGCCGUGCAUCGUGACGUGGCGCGACGUCAGCGCUCGUUGUCCGCUGUGCUCUGUUCCGCUGGGGCCGUAUGUGCUGCACAACCUGCAUGCUACGCCGUCGGGCAGCCGCUAUGCCUUUGCUGCACCACCCGCACCGGCGCAUGCUGGGCUGUCGGGGGCGCCGCUCUUGCCGCCGCGCCGUCCGCGCUUCGGCGCUCCGGUGCCGCGUCGCAGCGUUGAGGAGGCCUGGGACCUGCAGGUGCGGGAGCGGCGCAGCGCGUACGUCGACGAUCGCUGGGCGCUGCACGUCGGCUCGAAUCGCGCGAGCGGCUACUCUGCCACGGCGUCGCCGAGUGCCAUUGCGCAAAGCAGUGCAGCGCAGGCACGCCUCUCCGCCUUUCUGCACCGCGAGCUCUAUGCGCUGCCGCUCGGCGGCGGCACUGCGACGGGCCUCGAUGUGCCCUUCCUGCGGGCCUACAUUGCCGCACUCGCACGCACCGUCUCGCUGCGCUCCGACGAGGCUGUGCGUCUGCUGCAUGCCUUUCUGCAGCCGCACACCGAGCACUUUCUGCACGAGCUCGACUGCUACAUGCGCAGCAACCGCGGCCUGCGCGAGUGGGACCGCAGCCGCGUCGGACACGGCGUCAAGUAG
Molecule: messenger RNA, 858 nt
Organism: Tilletiopsis washingtonensis
Lineage: Eukaryota; Fungi; Basidiomycota; Exobasidiomycetes; Entylomatales
Exons: 4
Coding region: 1-858 (285 amino acids)
Biological process (GO): protein polyubiquitination; protein monoubiquitination
Molecular function (GO): ubiquitin protein ligase activity
Source: RefSeq, a predicted model, not a curated record